Closterium sp. NIES-65 is the source of this 1164-nucleotide messenger RNA. Lineage: Eukaryota; Viridiplantae; Streptophyta; Zygnematophyceae; Desmidiales; Closteriaceae. The record is from the annotation of a GenBank genome assembly.
AUGUCGGGCUAUCCCUUCUCACGCCGCUCUCCCUGUCUUUCCUGCGCCCCCUCCCGUGCGUCCGCCGUGGCAGAUCAUCGACGUGUUGCACCCCGGCAAGGCCAACGUGUCCAAGCUAGGGCCGUUCCCGCUUUGCAGUCCUCACCCCUUCCUGCCAUUUAUACCGCGUCCCUACUUGCGCAGUUUGUCAUUCUGUUUCCUGCGUUUCAUCCGUCCCUAUCCCCUCCUGUCUCACUUGCCUAUCUCUACUUUCCCUUCACUCCCCCGCUUUCCUUGCGCCCCUGUUUCUCCGCGCAUCUUCUCUCCACAGCCCCGUCCCGUUAUAAUGUCCGCCCCUGCCCCAGUUCCCCCUCCCGUCUCCCUUGCCCCUCUCCACACUUCUCAACCCCUUCACUACCCCUCGCUUUUGCGCUUCUGCUUCUCCCCGCACCUUCUCUCCACUGCCCGUCCCCUUUGAAUGUCCGUGCCCCACUCUAUCCCCCCAUUUCCCGCCCCACACCCCCCCUCUCCCCUUCUCCUCUUGUCCUCCCUGGAGUCGUAGUUGAUCAAAAUCACAUCCCUCUGUUCCGGUUCCCCAUCCCUCCCCCCUCUUUCUCUCCCCUUCUCUUUCUCCCUCCCCUCCCUCCCAUUUCCCCAUCCCUUUCCCCGCCCCUUCCUCCUCUCUCCCCCCCGCCCCUUCCCGCUACUCCCCCCCCGCCGCUCCCUCCUGCGCUUCCGCCUCCCCUUCCGCGCGUCUCCGCGCGCCAGUCGGAGCUGAAGGAGAAGCUGGGCGCCAUCUACGAGAAGAGCGACCUGUCGUGCAUCUUCGUGUUCGGCUUCCGCACGCAGUUCGGUGGCGGCAAGUCCACGGGCUUCGGGCUCAUCUAUGACAACCUCGAGGCCGCCAAGAAGUUCGAGCCCAAAUACCGCCUCGUCAGGUCCACGAGCUUCGGGCUCAUCUACGACAACCUCGAGGCCGCCAAGAAGUUCGAGCGCAAAUACCGCCUCGUCAGGGUGAGCACUGAGCAGCUGAGAGGUCGUGGGUUCGAGUCCGGUAGGAGAGGGUGUUCUUUAGGUGAAUCUACUGGCAGCAGCAAGUCCACGGGCUUGGGUUUCAUUUACGACCAGCUCGAGGCCGGCAAGAAGUUUGAGCCCAAAUACCGCCUAGUCAGGGUGAGCAGCUGA